Messenger RNA from Malania oleifera, 903 nucleotides. RefSeq lists its product as uncharacterized. The record is from RefSeq and is a predicted model, not a curated record. The coding region runs from base 302 to 619 and encodes 105 amino acids. The transcript has a single exon. NCBI's taxonomy places the organism in Eukaryota, Viridiplantae, Streptophyta, Magnoliopsida, Santalales, Ximeniaceae.
AGGGACGUUGACAUGUUCACUCCGUUUUGACGGCUUUGGGUUCUUUCCACUAAUUUUCCUGAUUCCACGUUGCUUGAUAUAUUACUUGCUUCAUACGCAUAUUCCAAAUCCAAUCCAACGCCAACAAGGAUUCUUUCCCUCUUAACUCUUCUUUCUUUCUGAUAUAAACCCUACCUGAACUCUUCCUCCCCAUCUCCUUCAAAAUCAUCACCCAUCCCACAAACCCUUUUCUUCUCUCUGUUCUGGCCUGUUUAUAUUAUCUGAUCCUAAAGUUAGUUUGCGAGUUUUCGUUCGUGCAAGGAUGAAUUCGAUGUUUAGUUCCUUCGAUGCGUUCUGUGCCGAACUGUUGGGCCAGAAGAUGGUGAAGCCCUCUUUUCCUUCCAUGAAUGAUCUCAUGCAGAAGAAGAAGAUCAACAACAAUAAUCUGAACCAGUCCAGGGUCGUCGGGGAGGAGAAGGCUGCGGAUUAUGCGAAUUGCAAGAGAAGGGAACAAGGGGAUUCUUCUUCUUCUUCGUCGGCGGCGAGGGGCCGGAGCGGGAGGGAGGUCAAGAAGGCACAGCCUCGGUUCGCGCCGGAGCUGGAUGGCCUGCACUGCUUCGAAACCCUCGUUUCUUAUUGACGAUUCUUUCUUUUUCAAGAUUUCUACAUGAAAUUCUUUAAUUCGAAGGAAAUUGCUGGGACUGUACUAGGAUAUUUUUAGCCGGAAAAAAAAUAUUUGCGCUAACAAUUAGUAAUUUCAAUGGUUUAAUUUUAUUGACGUUGAGUUUAAUUUCAGGAGUUCGUUUCUUUUAAUUUUUUCAUGGGCUCUGUUUUACAGCUGCUUGCAGCUAACUAUAUGUGAUAUCAAGGGUUUAACUUUCUCGAUGCUGAGUUUAAUUUCAGGAGUUCUUAUUUUAUUUUUCA